AUUCCAAGAUGGCAGCCUCCAUGUGUGGCGAAGGGAAAAGAAUCGUCCCCUUAAAUCAAUAAAAUUACACGUAAUCUGGCACAUUUUGUGAGGCAUAGACGAAUUUUUGAUAUUCACUACAUAUUCGUGCGGUGAAAGCUUCAUUCAGGGUCGUAGGUGAGCAGAGAGGUAAUAAAAUGAAACUUGAUUGAGAAAUGAUAAGUUGAGAACAGGCCACUGGCACAGCAUGCUCAUUCCUGAUGCAUGACAAGAUUCUUAUCUUGGCCUGGAGACAGAUGCUUUGGCCAUCAUGAGCAUGCGGCGACAGUCCCGAGUAUCCAGUCAUGCUUCGCUCCCAGAGAACAAGUCAGAGGCUGCAUUCAAUGAGAGGUCAACACGAUCUCGCACUUCCUCAGAAGACCUUGUGGUCCUUGAACUCCCGAGGAUAGUCAGGACAAAGCGGUCAGGUCAUCAGCGGUCAGGCAUUGAUGGUCAGCACGACGCCAUCAAAAAUGGCAAAGCAGGCUCGAGUGCUGUCAGCUUGGAGGGGAAGGCAUCGAGACGUGGGUUGCGGAGCACAGAGUAUUCUGUGGCCAAAGAAACAGAUGCUGCUGCCAACGUUGAACACCAUAGUGGCGGCGGUGGUGGUGAUGCCAAUGUCUCAGGACGCACAAGGAAAAGAUCUGGAAGGAUAACUAGUACUGCAGAAGAGACUGAAAAGGCUCAAACUCACCUACAAGAAGCCCAAACUGAUGGUCGCUCUUUGCGUAGGCGAACUAGAUCGGGUACCUCAGUGGAUGGUGUUGGCAAUGGCCCUGCUGAAAGAACAAAAGACAAUGACCCAGACAAUUCCCAACAGAAAAGUUGUGGAGAAGAGGUUUCUAGUUCGCAUAAAACCUCACCAAGCAAGAUUGCAGAGGAGGAUGCGAAUACAUCAGAUGGGAGGAAGGAUAUUGAUGAGGUUACAUCUUUAAAUGAGCAUCAUCAAAAGUCGGAAGACUUACCACAAUCUACCUCAGUACACAAAAUCUCCAAUGCAUCAAAAUCUCAGCAAACAAGACCAGGAGAAACAGUGGUGCAGGCAGGAACUAUAACUAUAGCUUCCAUUGGAUCACAAGGCUGCUCUGAACAACCUCGCGAAGUUAGAAACAAGAUGCCUAAGCUCAACCUUCCUUCUGCAUCCUCCGAAGAACCUCUUUCACGAACUAGUCCAAGGAGAGCGCGGCAGUCUCACUCUCAGUCUAAUGAAAGUAAAAAUAGUCUCAUGAAUGACAAGCAAGAGGUGUCCGAACCUGACCCUGCCACAGAGGGUCAGUGUUUGGCAAGCAAUGGUAUCAGGGGAGGCAAGACAACUCCCAGGAAAAGAACCAGGAGUAGUAGCACCAGCAUCUCUCCAAGGAAGCCUCCAGAGAGCCAAGAUGUAGGCCCACCUGAGCCUGGCUCACCAAAAAGACGGAGGACAGGGACAGUGUGUCGGGACCUCUCCCAGGAUUUUGACACAGCUACGCUAGCGAGCACAGAUAUCACCCCCUCUUCUUAUUCACAAUCAGAAUGCAAUAAUGAAAUAAUGGCUGACCCUCAGGACGCUUCUGCAAGCAUAGACAGAACUCUAGAAGCAACUCUUAAUGAUGGAGACGGCAAAGAAACUUCAAAAUCUAUCACCUUGACACCUGAUAGUUUUGAUACUAGAACCACUGCAAAUACUGUUGGAACUGAAGUUUCCCUCCCACAGCGAUCCAGACACAGGAGUGGAACUUCCCCAAGGGGUUCCCCACUAAAACAGGCUCAGCUGGACCUCACAAAGUCCCCCACCAGAAGGGGUCUUAGGUCAGGCGGGGCCAUCCCAGAAACCCCUCCAGAGGAGAUCCAGGGGUCAGGAGUCACUGACAACAACACUGAUAACAACAGGGUAGAAACAACGCCUUCAGUGAGCCCCACCAUCAGUCCGAGGAAGUCCUCAGGAAAGAAAAAAGGUUCCGGCAAGAAGGAUGGUGUCCUUCCAAAGGAGGAGGGGAGGGAGUUAGUGGGGGAGUCCAGAGAGCAGACCCAGGAGGCGGGUCUCAGCAGAGAGGAUGUUGAUUGUCAGGCGGAGGAGUGGUAUGAGGAUGUGGAUGAGACGGAGCCUUUCUACUUUGAGUCUGAUCACAUGGCCAUCAAAGGAAAUAAAGACUACCGCAUGCUACUCCGCACCCUGACCACGCUGGAAGCACAGCGUAAGCAGGCCAUCCAGGACUUGGACAGACUGUUAGAAUGCCGUGACAAGGCACUCAAGAACCCCAUCAAGUUUGUGCACAAGCUGCAGCACAAGGAAAUGCUCAGUUUACCGCAUUCCCAACGAGUGGUCACGUGCCCUGACAUUGACUGGGGGCGCUACAUAGGUCCCCCAGAGACCAACGAACUACUGGGAUUGGUCAGUCAGCCAAGGAGCAUGCGGCCUUCAAAGUCAGCAAGCAAUCUUGCACAUUCACAAGUGGGCUGUGGGUCUUGUGGCCUAAGUCAGAUCAAGCCAGUGCCCACGACCUCCACGGCAUCUCAGGCCUUGCCAUCUGGGGCAGGAGUACCAGCGAGUCUGGAGCCAAACAAGCCUUCAACAAGCAGCAUAUCAGAUGAAGCGCAGAGCACAGAUGUGUCGGAGAUGAAGCCUGAGCAAAAGGUGGAAAUUGUCCGGGGUAGAGUUGCAGAGGGGAACAAGCCACCCACAUUUAACCAGCUAUGGACAAGAGAUGAACAGCGGAGAUUAGAAGAAUUCCUUGUUAAGUAUCCCACAGAAGAUGUGGAGGCCAGACGAUGGGAGAAAAUAGCCAAAGCGUUAGGGAAUCGCACAGCACAACAGGUUGCUAGCAGAGUGCAGAAGUAUUUCAUUAAGUUGAUGAAGGCCGGCAUGCCUGUGCCUGGACGACUGCCCAGUGUGUCCACAUACCAAAACUGCAGAAAGGGUAAGAAGAUUCACCCCUUCACUAAGCCUUUGUUCCAGCCCUCGACGUUUCUCCAGUCCAUUCAACCGCCUGUCUACAUGUCUGAAGAUGACCCCUAUAGCUACACCCUGGAUGAUGACGACGAUGAAUUGGUUUCUGAUGAUGAGUCCAUCCCUGUGGAUGUCAGGGACACCUCCGAGUACCAAGAGCUGAUUCAGCUGAAGCUGAUGAAGCGAAAGAAAGUCCGGCAGCAGGGCCAUGCUGGUUACCGCUGCGAUGGGUGCGACAUGGAGCCCAUUCUAGGUGUGCGCUGGCACUGCAUUGAGUGCCCAGAACCUAUCUCCACAGAUCUUUGCCAAAACUGUGUCAACUGCAACUUCAGCUCCAAGCAUCAUUCCAGCAGUCACCGGAUGGAACCAGUUCACACCGGCUACAGCCAGAGCUAUGUGGAUGGGGACUAUACCAGCUUUGAACCCAGCUCCGGAGACUACAACUAUUUGGACCCUAACUACAAUCCAAUGCAAGCCACAACCUGACCAAAAGGGUAUUAUCAUUGUUAUUGUAAACCACUACUUUAGGGAUGGGGAGCCUAUAAAUUGAUAAAUUGUAUCACUUGCUAAAUUCUAUAGAUUGGCAUCAUGGAAGGCAUGUUCCGUCAGCAUUGUUUGCACUGAACUUCCCUGAAGCACGAGGAUUAAUUAGAUUAAUAAAUAUUGUAUGUAAUAGACAGCACACAUGCACAUUCAAUCUGGGAAGUGUUAAGAAAAGCAAAUGUGUGUGACCGAUGUAGUUUCUAUACCAAGGACAUAGAUCUGCUUUACAGUGUGAGAAGCAUGAUAAAUGGACAGUAACCUAGGUCUCUUCUUUUUACUUUCUCCAUUUAUUAAUAGUGAUUAAGGAAAAGAUGAGUACCAAAGUUACCCAUAAUUCAUUCUUCUCCAUCAGUUGUUGAACAGAUCUAUGGCUUUGCUCCAUUUGUGAGGGAGCGAUUUAUUUAAUGCCCUCUAUCAGAAUUUAACAAGUGAAUGUCGGUACUUUUUUAUGGUUUUGAUUACAAGUAAUUUAGAAGGGUGACUUUUCUUCCGUGUUGUGGAAAAUCUGGACAACUAACACUGUGUGGACAUUGACUAGAAUAUGGUAUUUUAGGCUGACUGGACAGAGUAAUUUUUGUGAAGAACUUUUUGUAAAAGGGGAAAAAACUCUCUUAUCACUGAUGAAAUUCUGGCAUUAUUUGGAAAUGAGUAUUUCAGAGUUGCUGAACACCCCAUUAAAAUGAUUGCACACUGUCGACUGAAUGACCCUUGUGUACGAUGUCAAGAGUUGAUAUCGUCUUGCCAGUGCAUAAACGUCGUAUCUCAGUUUGGAGUAGAUGCACAAAUAGAUUUGUGGCCUCAUGGUAACUUUUGUGCUGAAUUACAGGAUGAUGCGACGACUUCAGGCAAAGGAUGCAUUAAGGAACAUAGAUCGGUUGUGCUGGGCUUUCGGUAUCUUGAUCAAUGUUAGAUAAAUGAACUUUGAUUGACAUGAGAUCAACACACCCCAUUCCAACUUGAAUGGCGCACCGGGCUUUCCAGUAAGUCACAACACAGUGAGACACAACGUUUUGCACAAACACACCGCAGUGCCCCAUCACAAAAGAAUGUAAGGUGUAAAUCUUGUAAAGCCACAGAUUAUCGUAACUCUGCUCUGGUUUCAAAGGAAUUUCCGUCUUCCAACUAAAGCCUGUUUUUGAAAUAAUCAAGUAGCAUCUGAAUCAGUUGCAAAUGUUACUUUAUUCAGUAUUCUUUUUUUUUACAAAUUGUGUGUUUGUUUCUCAUGCUUCUGUUGUGCAAAGGAUAAACGACAUUUUAACUUGAAUUAAUUACAUCAUAAUAAUGCGUCUUCAGUGAAAUAUGCCCGUUAUAAUCCUUGAGUAAAUCUGAAUCAAAAUACAGCAAAAAAUGAUUUCACGUGAUUAGCAGUUACGACAUCUUGCACUGACAAGGCGAUAUGCAGAGUUUAAAUUCCAAAGCGGAAACCAGUUUUACAAAAGAGAGAAAAACAGUCACUCUAACCAUUACUUAUCUCCCAAACAAUAUAUUUUCAAAUGAAAUUGAAUUCCAGGCACUCCGAAUUUUUUUAAACACAGUAAGGGACAAUAAUGUUCAACACUUCCAUCUUAUGCAGUGUGUCCCCCACAAAUAGUGCAAGAUACAAUCCAUUGUAAAUAUAACAUUUAAAAGAGUUCACUCUUGGCUUAAUUAUGCUUUUAAAUGUCCAUCUCCUGUCCUUUGGUAAUCCAGAGAGGUUCCCAAGUAUAAACAUAAGCGAUCCAAAUUGAGUCUGUGUCUUGUGAACUCUGAUCACGUGACCUAAUUGAAAUAAAAAUGCACAUAUGAGCUUUUCACUUUGAUUCCUAAGGAGAUGCUGACGGGGCUCAUCCUUCUAACUCCCUCAAUUUUGGGGCCCAUCUCUAGAUUACCAAAAGCAAAAAAGAUGAAAUAAAAUGCAUCAAGCUACAAGUGUUCUCUUUCAAAUCCUGGAAGUUGUAAAUAGUGCCAGUUGGCAUUUCAUGUUUAAGGUGGACAGAAUUUGCUUCCAUCUUUUUGCGGGAGACACAGGGCAUAACCACUUCAAUUAAAUGUGGAUGAUUCGCUAAAGGUAAAUUCCUCUCUCAGAUGAUAAAAUUUCCUCUCCUUUGAAAUGAUUAUUAGAUUUUGGAAGACUGAGUUUGAUUUGACUUUUUUUGUUUCAAGAUGACAAAAUGAGGAAGUAAUUGACAAGAAAUCUUGCCAAUUAUCCUAACUUUCCAUCACGCCAAUUUAGGGAUCAUGUUGAAUCACUAGCAGAGUCACAAGAAGCUAAAAAAUAUGCAAACUGGGCAUCUGAUGUAACAGACACAACAGUUGGGGACUUAGGUGUUUCCGGAAAUAUUUAGUGUAAAAUAAAUUUCGACGUCUUAAGUUAUUAUAGAUAUUUUAAAGAACUGUCAAGGAAUGACAUGGAUUUAAAAGCCUGCCUGUCUGGUACCUACAAUGUAUUUGACUAGUUCUUCCAUUAUGUUUGCCUAACAAUCUAGGGCGCAGACUCCGACGAAAACAUUAUACCCAGCAAGAUAUGGGAUGGAGGGGUACCCCCCUACAUGUCUGAUCCCCACACACACCCUAGAGUACUGUUACCUAACACAUCCUCCCAGAUGUCUGUAAAGAAUUCCGAUCAAACAAUGACCAACACAAAGGCGGGGGGGUUCUCUCCGUCCCUAUAUCUUGCUUCAUAUGGAAAACAUCAAAGGCUAUAGAUUCCUGUAAAAUAUGUCACACCAGUAUUUAUUUGGGAAACAAUAUGUAAUGGCAAUGAUAUCUUUUUAGAGUUACCAAACAUUGUACAAUUCAAGAGUUUGAGAAUCUAAGUGAUGUUACUUGUUUCAUACUUUCAGUCUUCACAUUUCACCACUGAAAAAAAAAAA
This is a messenger RNA of Acanthaster planci (crown-of-thorns starfish), 6339 nucleotides long. RefSeq lists its product as uncharacterized. NCBI's taxonomy places the organism in Eukaryota, Metazoa, Echinodermata, Asteroidea, Valvatida, Acanthasteridae. Gene Ontology annotation, molecular function: zinc ion binding. The record is from RefSeq and is a predicted model, not a curated record.